UGCUGCACCUUUAAAGCUGCCAAGAUAACAGAACCACAGAAGUAAGCAUCAAGAUUAGCCACUUAAACUGGGCUUGUGGUGAUGCUGGCUGCUUAAUCCACUUUAUAUCAGUUCUGACUUUGAAGAUGAUGUUUAAUCAAAACCUUGAACACCACUAUCAGUAGAUUGUGACACGAUAUGGUGUAUGGCUAUCAGACACCCCUUCAAAUGGCUGAAAAAGGCUUGCCUGGUUGUGCUGCAAGUGUAGGCUGCACUCUGUUUCAAGCCGCGAUGAGCCACAGUAAAGGUGGGAGUGAAAAUGUAUGUGUGAAUUAUGACACAAGCACUGCCCUGGCUUUGGCUAGCCUGGAUGUUAAUACUUCACAGAUGCACCAAGGCUUACAUUUUGACAUUUUUUUCUUGCUUUGCUUUGAGGUGUAUAUCUUGACUGCUCUGAAUGUUAUGUUGUUAAUGUUAUCUUAUAGCACUGAGAUGCUGGAAAGUGGUUUGUUGGCCUCUGUUCUGUGGAUGUACGUGAGUGUAUGUUGGUGGCUCCACCCACUGAGUGGGCUUGCGUAGUGCUAUGACUCAUCCCCUCUCUUCAGAGGCUUGAUGGAAUUCAACACACACAAACACACUGGACUGAAUACAUCAUGCCGACUGAGCUUCACCACAGAACUGAAAUAUGCAGACCUGGAUAAUGUUAUAGUGGUCAAUGGACAUCAGAUCAUGGACGAGCCCAUGGAGGAGGGAGAGUCUUUCUCACACUGCGAUGAUGGGACAUAUAAGGAGAUUCCUAUCACCCACCAUGUGAAAGAGGGCUGUGAGAAAGCGGAUCCAUCUCAGUUUGAACUGCUCAAAGUCCUCGGCCAGGGCUCUUUUGGCAAGGUAUUUCUUGUCAGGAAGAUCGUGGGUCCAGAUGCUGGUCAGUUAUAUGCAAUGAAAGUUCUAAAAAAGGCAUCUUUGAAAGUCAGGGACAGAGUUCGCACUAAGAUGGAAAGAGACAUUUUAGUGGAAGUCAAUCACCCCUUCAUAGUGAAAUUGCACUACGCCUUUCAGACAGAAGGGAAACUGUAUUUAAUACUGGACUUUCUCAGGGGAGGGGAUGUAUUCACUCGCUUAUCCAAAGAGAGAGUAAAUGUGUCCAGUUCUUAUCAGGUUAUGUUUACAGAGGAAGAUGUGAAAUUCUACCUUGCAGAGCUGGCCCUGGCCCUCGACCAUCUGCACAACCUGGGCAUAGUUUACAGAGAUCUCAAGCCAGAGAACAUCUUACUUGAUGAAGCUGGACACAUAAAGUUAACAGACUUUGGCUUGAGCAAAGAGUCAGUAGAUGCUGAUAAGAAGGCGUAUUCCUUCUGUGGUACGGUGGAGUAUAUGGCCCCUGAGGUGGUCAACAGGAGAGGACACACGCAGAGUGCGGACUGGUGGUCUCUGGGAGUACUUAUGUUUGAGAUGCUAACAGGGACAUUACCAUUCCAAGGGAAAGACCGCAAUGAGACCAUGAACAUGAUUCUCAAAGCUAAGUUGGGAAUGCCCCAGUUCCUAAGUUUGGAAGCCCAGAGUUUGCUGAGAAUGCUGUUUAAACGUAAUCCUGCCAACAGACUAGGAGCCGGGCCCGAUGGAGUGGAGGAGAUCAAACGCCACGCUUUCUUCUCCACCAUCGACUGGAAUAAACUGUACAGGAGAGAACUCCAGCCCCCAUUCAAGCCUGCAGCAGGAAAACCAGAUGACACGUUCUGCUUUGACCCAGAGUUCACUGCUAAAACGCCUAAAGACUCCCCAGGUAUCCCGCCCAGUGCUAACGCCCACCAGCUCUUCAAAGGCUUCAGUUUUGUUGCUCCAACCCCGAUGGAUGAGAACAAGAGCUCCCCACUGCUCAGCAUACUCCCUAUAGUUCAGAUGCACGGGGGCUCAGCCAAGUUCUCAGAUCUGUACGAGCUGCAGGAGGACAUAGGGGUUGGCUCUUACUCCAUUUGUAAACGCUGUGUACACCGAGUCUCUGCCAUGGACUAUGCUGUGAAGAUUAUAGACAAAAGUAAGAGGGACCCCUCUGAAGAGAUCGAAAUCCUGAUGCGAUACGGACAGCAUCCCAACAUCAUCACUCUGAAAGACGUGUAUGAUGAGGGCAGGUAUGUUUAUCUGGUGACAGAGCUAAUGAAAGGAGGGGAGCUGUUGGAUAAGAUCCUCAGGCAGAAGUUUUUUUCUGAGAGAGAGGCCAGUGCUGUGCUCUACACCAUCGCCAAGACUGUUGACUACCUCCACUGCCAAGGGGUGGUACACCGAGACCUGAAGCCCAGUAACAUUCUGUAUAUGGACGACUCGGGGAAUCCUGACUCCAUCAGGAUCUGUGACUUUGGAUUCGCCAAGCAGCUUCGGGGGGGCAACGGCCUCCUCCUCACGCCCUGUUACACCGCCAACUUUGUGGCACCAGAGGUACUAAUGCGGCAAGGUUAUGAUGCAGCUUGUGAUAUAUGGAGUCUCGGAGUUCUACUGUAUACAAUGCUGGCAGGGUACACGCCGUUUGCUAAUGGGCCAAACGACACACCGGAAGAGAUUCUACUCCGAAUAGGGUCUGGAAAGUUCUCUUUGACCGGCGGCAACUGGGAUACUGUAUCAGACACCUCAAAGGACCUGCUGUCUCAUAUGCUCCAUGUGGACCCUCACCAGCGAUACACAGCAGAGCAGGUUCUAAAGCAUUCCUGGAUCACCUGCAGAGAUGCGCUCCCACACUUCCAGCUCACACGCCAUGAUGCACCGCACCUCGUCAAGGGAGCCAUGGCUGCCACCUAUUCAGCACUGAGCCAGAAGACAAGUCAGCCGGUGUUGGAGCCUGUGGCAGCGUCUAGUCUAGCGCAGAGACGCAGCAUGAAGAAACUCACCUCAACAGACAUGUAGACACACAAACACUUACCGCUCACCCUCCAGUUUUGACCUCACUCUCAGUCGGACUCUCAUACACAAACGCGCACAUACACAGACCGAAGUCCUGGCCAGUCAGACCCACUGUCUCCCUUUUUAAACCUAUUUAUUUGACAACACCCAACAUAUGCACCCGCACCCAACUUAACAUGCACGCACACACUGGACGAGGUUGCAUUGUGAAGACGUCAGCUGAAGAGGAAGAGGGGAAACUCACAUAUCUGUUACUGCUGGGGAGACAGACUUGUAUUUAUUUCCACAGCUUUCAUAUGCACUUGCCCUCCUCGCCUUUCAUUCUUUCUUCCUCGUGUGGGGAAGAAACGCACCAGCUGAUGUUCUCCUUCACUGUGAUUGGCUGAUUCAAAGCUGCUUCGGUAAACUGUGCCCCCCCACUGCUCUUCAUCUGCGCUCUGCCAUCCUCCUCCUCCUCCUUCUCCUCCUCCUCAGUUCUCUCUCCUUCCCUUGUUUGCUUUUGCUCUCUUCUUUUCUUCAAAGUGAAGUUAUGGUUUAUGUGUGAGAGUGUUGGUGUGAUGAUAUUGACUGAGGGACAUUGUAUGACUGUUUCCUCUCUUAAAAAUAAAACGAUAUGAUUCUGCUUGUGGCGGAGUAAAAAGUCCCUCUGGAUCAAUAUCAUCUACCAGCACUUUUGGUAACAUAAAUGCAUGUGUGGACACAACCUGUAUUUCUUUUUCCUUGAAAUUCACUGUCUGACUCAUGUUACUUUGUGAUGCUAACAAUGUAUCAAAAAGGAAAAAUAAGCUGCAGAUGGACAAAAGAUAAUGUCUAGAGUUCGAAGGUGAAACUAUGUGGUAACGAUAACAGAAAUUCUAGUUUGCAAAAAAUAUAUAAAUAUAUAUAUAUAUAUAUAUACAUAAAUAUAUAUAUAUAUAUGAAGAUUAUGAAGAUGAAGAGCAUGUGGGGGAGCUGUAGGGAUUUCUCUGGGGGGGACGGGACGUACCCUGUCAAACCAGAGAGGCUGAAUUAAAAAAAAAUUUCCAUGGAUAUCUCUUAAAAAAGACAUUGUGGAAAUUGUAUGAUAUUGUAUUUAUUUCAUUUGAUUUUUAAGAUUCUAUUUUUCUUUCAAGUUCUGUAUAUAUUGACAUUAAAGAUCAUUAUUGACAUGCA
Messenger RNA from Lates calcarifer (barramundi perch), 4023 nucleotides. RefSeq names its product ribosomal protein S6 kinase a, like (gene rps6kal). The coding region runs from base 592 to 2874 and encodes 760 amino acids. Gene Ontology annotation, molecular function: ATP binding; magnesium ion binding; ribosomal protein S6 kinase activity. The transcript has 22 exons. Gene Ontology annotation, biological process: protein phosphorylation. The record is from RefSeq and is a predicted model, not a curated record. Lineage: Eukaryota; Metazoa; Chordata; Actinopteri; Centropomidae.